Messenger RNA from Penicillium coprophilum, 2727 nucleotides. Its product is annotated as tyrosyl-DNA phosphodiesterase 1. The transcript has 7 exons. Lineage: Eukaryota; Fungi; Ascomycota; Eurotiomycetes; Eurotiales; Aspergillaceae. Bases 1 to 2727 code for a protein of 908 amino acids. Gene Ontology annotation, molecular function: oxidoreductase activity, acting on the CH-OH group of donors, NAD or NADP as acceptor; magnesium ion binding; phosphoric diester hydrolase activity. Gene Ontology annotation, biological process: DNA repair. The record is from RefSeq and is a predicted model, not a curated record. Gene Ontology annotation, cellular component: nucleus.
AUGUCUGCUAGCCAGAAGACCUACAGCAUCGCAUCCAUCCCAGCCGAUGGUAUCGGCCCAGAGGUCAUUAAUGCUGGUAUCACAGCUCUGAAUGCCUUGACCAAUACUCUGAAGACCUUCAAGUUGGAGUUCAAGAACUAUGAUUGGAGCUCCGAGACCUACAAGAAGACCGGCAAAUACAUCCCCGAUGGUGGACUUGAGGAGCUCAAGAAGCAUGACGCAAUUUUCUUCGGCGCCGUCGGUGCUCCUGACGUUCCUGAUCAUAUCUCCCUGUGGGGUCUGAGACUCGCCAUCUGCCAGCCGUUCCAACAGUACGCGAACGUGCGCCCAACACGGGUGUUCCGCGGCACGGAGUCCCCAUUGCGCAAGUGCGGGCCCAACGACCUUGACUGGGUGAUCAUCCGUGAGAACAGCGAGGGAGAGUAUGCGGGCCAGGGUGGCCGCUCCCACGCCGGAAAGCCAUGGGAAGUUGCGACUGAAGUUUCUAUCUUCUCCCGUCACGGUGUGGAGAGAAUCAUGCGGUUCGCCUUUGAGACUGCCCAGAAGCGGCCACGCAAGCUGUUGACUGUGGUCACUAAGAGUAAUGCGCAGCGCAAUGGCAUGGUCCUUUGGGACGAAGUGGCAAAGCUUGUCGCAGUUGACUUCCCCGAUGUCACUGUGGACAAGAUGCUUGUUGAUGCUAUGACUACUCGCAUGGUCCUGAAGCCCGAGAGUCUGGAUACCAUCGUUGCAACCAAUUUGCACGCUGAUAUUCUCUCUGAUCUCGCUGCCUCUCUGGCUGGAUCUAUUGGCAUCGCACCUACCUCUAACCUCGACCCUACACGGGAGUAUCCCAGUAUGUUUGAGCCUAUUCACGGCUCCGCUUUUGAUAUCACUGGUAUGGGUAUCUCUAACCCCGUGGCUACAUUCUGGACGGCGGCGGAAAUGCUUGCUUGGCUCGGCGAAGAGGAGGCUUCUAAACAGCUGCUGGUUUGUGUUGAGAAUGUCUGCGAGCAGGGAGUUCUUACCCGUGACUUGGGUGGUAAUGCCACGACGAAGCAGCGCCCCUCUAAGAGAGCCAGAAUCUCAUCAGAUUCUGGUAAUGGCUCGGCGACACCCCUGACAUCUUUAGAGAGGGCCAUCAGCCCACCACUUCCCCGCGGCUGUUCCCGACUGACUGAUGGCGAAAUGACUGAUGGCCCUGAAGGCACUGCUCGCCCUGUCCAAUUUAUCAAUUCGCCAGUACAACUUACCCAUAUUCGCGAUUUAUCGAGUGGUAACAAUGUCGACACAGUCCGACUACGGGACAUUCUCGGAGAUCCUAUGAUUCGCGAAUGCUGGCAGUUCAAUUUCCUGUUCGAUGUGGACUUUCUCAUGUCACAGUUUGAUGAGGAUGUCCGGGCUCUGGUGCAAGUCAAGGUUGUGCAUGGGUCCUGGCGGAGAGAGGAUUCGAAUCGGACGCGAAUUGAGGAGUCAUGUUCACGGUAUCCUAAUGUCGAGCCUAUUGUGGCAUACAUGCCCGAACCUUUCGGGACACAUCAUUCCAAGAUGAUGAUUCUUCUUCGGCAUGAUGAUCUAGCCCAGGUCAUCAUCCACACGGCAAACAUGAUCCCUAUGGAUUGGACCAAUAUGACACAAGCCGCCUGGCGCUCUCCACUACUUCCCCUGGAGAAAGCAAGCCCAGCAGGAUCUCAGACAGACGCAAAAUCAAAAAUCGGCUCGGGCACACGAUUCAAAAGGGAUCUCCUUGCUUAUCUAAAAGCGUAUGGGCCCAAAAAGACCGGCUCGCUGGUCCAGCAGUUGGAUAACUAUGACUUCGGCGCUGUUCGCGCUGCCCUGAUUGCUAGUGUCCCGUCCAAAAAGCACGCCAGUGAAUCCAGCUCAGAAGAGGAUACACUAUGGGGCUGGCCUGCUCUGAAAGAUUUGAUGAGCCAAAUACCCAUCCAGAAAAAAACCACAGCCAACAAGCCACACAUAGUAAUUCAGAUUUCUUCAAUAGCAACCCUCGGCCAAACAAAUAAAUGGCUCAAAGACGUCUUCUUCAAGGCCCUCGCCCCAACCCCACAACCAACAACGUACUCAAUAAUCUUCCCAACCCCAGACGAGAUCCGCCGCUCUUUAGACGGCUACAACUCCGGCGGCUCAAUCCACAUGAAAACACAAAGCGCAGCACAACAAAAGCAACUCCAAUACAUGCGUCCGUACCUCUGCCAAUGGGCAGGCGAUUCGAUCCCCUCAGGCCAAUGCAUCGACUUAUCCGAAGAAGAUCCCCCAAGGCGCGAAGCAGGCCGUGCCCGUGCAGCCCCACACAUCAAGACUUACAUCCGCUUCGCAGAUUCAGACAUGAAGACUAUUGACUGGGCGAUGGUAUCGUCGGCGAAUCUGUCCACGCAGGCGUGGGGCGCGGCGAUGAAUGCGAGUGGCGAGGUGCGCAUUUGUAGCUGGGAAAUUGGCGUUGUUGUCUGGCCGGAGCUUUUUCGAGAUGGGGAUUAUGGCGAUACUGGCUCUGCGACCGAAUCUGAAUCCCGAGCGGAGGGGAAAUCCCCUGCGCCAGACGCGCUGAUGGUUCCUUGCUUUAGGCGGGAUCGUCCUACUGUGUCUGAGGGGGCUGAGACGGCUUCUGUAGUUGUCGGAUUCCGGAUGCCUUAUGAUCUUCCGUUGACGCCGUAUGGUGCGGGUGAUGAGCCGUGGUGUGCGACUGCUUCGCAUCCUCUGCCGGACUGGCAGGGUCAGAGCUGGAUUGUCUAA